This is a messenger RNA of Seminavis robusta, 1740 nucleotides long. The record is from the annotation of a GenBank genome assembly. Lineage: Eukaryota; Bacillariophyta; Bacillariophyceae; Naviculales; Naviculaceae.
CUUCAAAGAUCACACAGCCACCGAGCCGCCCUUAGCAAGGCAACAAUCACCUCCUUCUUUCUUUCAUAAUCUGGAUCCUCGACUGUUGAAAAGGCACGGGAAUCCACUUUGAGAGGAAGUGCAACGCAGAGAAGCAUCCCGUAAGAACACGUCCAAACCAUACAAAAUGGCGACUGACACCAAUGGUGCCACCACCGGCAAGAACGUUGUGGAGUAUGACGUCUUGAUUGUUGGCGGGGGCUUUUCAGGGGUCUCGGCAGCCUAUCACUUGCAGAGCACUUGCCCUGGUAUCAAGUUCCGCAUUCUCGAAUCCCGAAAGAAUAUGGGCGGAACCUGGGAUUUGUUCGACUAUCCCGGACUUCGCAGCGAUUCCGACAUGUACACCUUUGGCUUCUCAUUUCGGCCUUGGGCGAGUCAGAGUCAAUCCAUUAUCGGAACCAAGCAAACCAUUCUGGACUAUCUCCACACAGUUGUCAAAGAAUUUGACCUGCAAAAGCACGUCCAGUUUCAGUGCCAAGUACAAAACGCCGAUUGGGACUCCCAACAAGGCAAUUGGACCUUGACCACAUUGCAAAAACAGAACAAUGAUGAUUCAACGACUACCGUCACUUAUCGAGCACGCUAUUUGUUUUCUUGUACGGGCUAUUAUGACUAUGAAGAAGGACACACUCCUGAGUUUCCCAACCGAGAUGCCUUUCAGGGUCCUAUCAUUCAUCCCCAACAUUGGCCCAAAGACUUGGACUACAAAGAUAAGAAGAUUGUUGUCAUUGGCAGUGGAGCCACGGCGGUCACAUUGAUCCCCUCGUUGACCGAGGGGGCCAAUGCGGCCUCACAUGUCACCAUGUUGCAACGAUCUCCGACUUACAUGGCCAACCGACCCUCGCGCAUGACCAUCGUCCCACGAUCCCUGCUCUAUUGGUUUGGACAAGACGCCGCACGCUGGUUUUACAUUUUGUUGGGCAUGUUCAUGUACUACAUUUGCCAGGCAUUUCCACGUGCCUUGUCUGAGUUCUUUAUUGAUGGUGUCGAACAUCAAAUUGGAUCCGACAAAUUCAAGGAAGAUGAUUGGACGCCGCGGUACAAGCCAUGGGAUCAACGCCUCUGUGCAUGCCCCGAUGGUGAUUUCUUCAAAACCAUCAAGUCGGGCAAGGCCAGUGUUGUGACGGAUCACAUUGUUGAAUUCACUGAGAAGGGUGUUCAGACAGAAAAGAACAAUGUCUUGCCCGCGGACAUUAUCAUUACGGCUACCGGAUUGCAGAUUCGUUUCUUUGGAGGCAUAAAAAUUACCCUGGAUCAAAUGCCAUUGGACAUGCCAUCAAGAUUCAUCUACAAGGGAUUCAUGAUGAAUGAAGUCCCCAACUUUUUCGUGGCUGGCGGCUACACCAAUGCCAGUUGGACACUCAAGAUUGAUCUGACCAUGAAAGCCGCAUCGGAUCUGAUCAAGAUCAUGGAGACCAAGUUGUAUCGGUACUGUCAACCCGAAUUGCCCAAGCCAGGAAAUGAAAUGGAGGCCGUUCCUUCCAUCGAUUUGACAUCGGGAUAUAUUCAACGAUCGAAAAAUCUCAUACCCAGGCAAUCCACAUUGUAUCCUUGGAGGCUUUACCAGAACUACUUGUACGACAGGUACUCGCUCCAAUUCAAGAGUCUAGAGGAUGACACGCUCAAAUUUUACAAGUAGGUCAAAGAAAGCGCAGAAGAGUAGAGAUGAUAAUGUAAGAGAAGAUUUAUCGAACAAGUUUG